ACGAAGGUUCUAUUUUUCCUCGACAACAAUCAAAUAGAGAGAUCUACCUCGUAGACAUCUCUUAAUUUCAAUUCCAAUCUUCAUAUUCUACGAGAGCACUGUAACCGUAAAUCGAUAUACGUCUCAUUAAAUUCACAAUGUUGACAUCAUCGUUUCUUAAUGUUUUCAUCCUCGUCUUAGCCUUAGUCCCCUCCAUAUUAUCGGCACCAGCAACAAGUUUAACGAAAGACUACUACCAAAAAUCAUGUCCCGAUUUCAGUAAAAUCGUUCGUGAAACAGUUACAACAAAGCAAGCCCAACAGCCAACGACAGCUGCUGGAACGCUCCGUGUCUUUUUUCACGAUUGUUUCUUAGAAGGAUGCGACGCGUCCGUACUAGUCGCCACAAAUUCUUUCAACAAAGCUGAACGCGACGACGAGCUCAAUGAGUCGCUUCCAGGAGACGCGUUUGACAUCGUGACGCGCAUCAAGACUGCUCUUGAAUUGUCUUGUCCUGGUGUGGUGUCAUGCGCAGACAUCCUGGCUCAGUCCACGCGUGACCUUAUCACAAUUGUUGGUGGACCUUUCUAUGAAGUCAAAUUGGGUCGUAAAGAUGGGUUUGAGUCGAAAGCCCAUAAAGUUCGAGGAAACAUUCCAACGGCAAAUCACACGGUCCACGACAUGAUGUCGAUAUUCAAAAAGAACGGUUUUACUCUAAAGGAAAUGGUUGCACUUAGCGGCGGGCACACUGUGGGAUUUGCUCAUUGCAUAGAAUUCAGCAACCGGUUAUUUGGACCACGGGCUGAUCCAGAGCUCGAUUCGCGAUACGCAGACCGUCUUAAAGAUCUAUGCAAGCAUUACACGGUAAAUAAGACGAUGGCAGCAUUUCUCGACCCGAUAACACCAGGAAAAUUUGAUAAUAUGUACUUCAAGAACUUGAAAAGAGGGCUUGGACUGCUAGCUUCCGACCACGCCUUGUUCAAAGACAAUGGCACUAGACCGUUUGUGGAUUUAUAUGCGGAUAACCAGACGGCUUUCUUCGAGGAUUUUGCUCGUGCCAUGGAAAAACUAGGCAUGGUCGGCGUUAAAGGCGAUAAAGAUGGAGAAGUGAGACGCAAAUGUGAUCACUUUAACAAACUUAACGUAUAA
This is a messenger RNA of Raphanus sativus (radish), 1127 nucleotides long. RefSeq names its product peroxidase 41. Gene Ontology annotation, molecular function: heme binding; peroxidase activity. The record is from RefSeq and is a predicted model, not a curated record. The coding region runs from base 138 to 1127 and encodes 329 amino acids. Gene Ontology annotation, biological process: hydrogen peroxide catabolic process; response to oxidative stress. Lineage: Eukaryota; Viridiplantae; Streptophyta; Magnoliopsida; Brassicales; Brassicaceae. The transcript has a single exon.